AUGACCAAAUGGACCACAGAAGGACAUACCAUGACCAAAUGGACCCAAGAUGGACAUACCAUGACCAAAUGGACCCAAGAUGGACAUACCAAGACCAAAUGGACCACAGAUGGACAUACCAUGACCAAAUGGACCCAAGAUGGACAUACCAUGACCAAAUGGACCAAAGACGGACAUACCAUGACCAAAUGGACCAAAGACGGACAUACCAUGACCAAAUGGACCACAGAAGGACAUACCAUGACCAAAUGGACCACAGAAGGACAUACCAUGACCAAAUGGACCACAGAAGGACAUACCAUGACCAAGUGGACCCAAGAUGGACAUACCAUGACCAAAUGGACCCAAGAUGGACAUACCAAGACCAAAUGGACCACAGAUGGACAUACCAUGACCAAAUGGACCCAAGAUGGACAUACCAUGACCAAAUGGACCAAAGACGGACAUACCAUGACCAAAUGGACCAAAGACGGACAUACCAUGACCAAAUGGACCCAAGAUGGACAUACCAUGACCAAAUGGACCAAAGACGGACAUACCAUGACCAAAUGGACCAAAGACGGACAUACCAUGACCAAAUGGACCCAAGAUGGACAUACCAUGACCAAAUGGACCAAUCACAAAGACUAA
Knipowitschia caucasica is the source of this 630-nucleotide messenger RNA. The record is from the annotation of a GenBank genome assembly. Lineage: Eukaryota; Metazoa; Chordata; Actinopteri; Gobiiformes; Gobiidae.